Molecule: messenger RNA, 1714 nt
Organism: Triplophysa dalaica
Lineage: Eukaryota; Metazoa; Chordata; Actinopteri; Cypriniformes; Nemacheilidae
Gene: tbcc
Product: tubulin folding cofactor C
Exons: 1
Coding region: 151-1293 (380 amino acids)
Biological process (GO): post-chaperonin tubulin folding pathway; tubulin complex assembly
Cellular component (GO): cytoplasm
Molecular function (GO): tubulin binding
Source: RefSeq, a predicted model, not a curated record
UCGUCGGUUUAUAAUGAACGUACAUUAUCCACUUGUUUAUUUACACAAGAACGCACAAUAUCCGAUUGAUACACCAAUGCAACUUUGCGUAAGUAUAGGUCCUGAUUCGUCUGUCCAAUCAGCGAUGAGUUCACUCAAUCUAGUCGUCACAUGGUAAGCGUCAGCUCACCACGCCUGUUUUGCGGAAUCACUUCCGGCCGUAGCUAUAUCCCUUCUAGCCCUGUUGUGCGUAGAAACAUGGAGGCAAUCGGAGUGAAAGUUAGUGCGGAGUCCGAUGAUAGGGAGACGAAUGCCGCCGUCAAAGUUCCCGAAAGAGUCUUACGCAGAGAUCAAGCGAGGCUUGAAGAGGUCGAGCGCCGUAGAAACGUCAAGGAGAGCCAAACCGUGACGGAGGAAAAGAGCGACUUCUUCACGUCCACCUUUAAUGCUGAGAAGGCUGCUGUGGAAGAAAUCAUCUCCAGCUGUAACUAUGGCGACAGCGACCAAGCGUCAAAAACGUUGGAGGAGGCCAGUGUCAAAAUCCAACAGCUCCAGAAAUUUCUUAACGACAGCGUCAUGUUUCUGACGCAAUAUGAAAUAAGACAGGCCCAGGCAUCCUUGCAGACAAUGCAGACCUCUCUGGCUGAGAAAAGGGACGAGGCACUGCCUAAAAAGAAGUUCGCCUUCAGAUCCAGGAACACAGGGACUGGUAAGCAGCCUGCACCAAAACAAGAAGCAUCAGAAAAGUCUGCCUCCGUUGUGGAUGGUCCUGCGGCACUGGAUGCUGCGAUUUACGUAAAUCAGUGUGGGUUCUCCAAUGUCGACAGUCAAGUCUUGAUCAUGCAUGCAGAGGAAAUCCAGCAACGGGAUGUGCUGUUAUCUAAUCUGACAAACUGUAAAGUCAGACUUUAUGGAUGUCCCAGCACCGUGCACAUCAAAGUAAUCCGUAACUGUGAGAUCCUCUGCGGGCCUGUUUCCAGCUCUGUUUUUGUCGAUCAAUGCACUGACAGCACUUUAGCUGCUCCCUGUCAGCAGCUGCGCACCCACAAUACUUCUGCUACUCAGAUAUACCUCCAUGUCACCAGCCGGGCAAUUAUAGAGGACUGCCAUGGGGUCAGUGUUGCCCCAUUCACGUGGACUUAUCCAGGCAUUCACGAACAUUUUAAAAUAUCUGGACUUGACCCAAAGCGGAAUAACUGGGAACAGGUUGAUGAUUUCAACUGGCUUGCCACUGGUACCCCCUCUCCCAACUGGACCAUCAUUCCUGAGUCUGAGAGAAUAUCUAGUUGGGAAUCCGUACAACCAGCUACCUAGUCUUAGUGUGUUUACAGUAAAACAAGGGAAGCUUUGUUCUACAGAUAUGACUCUAACAUGAUACCAUAAAUGUAACAUUUUCUAGUAUAUACUUCUUGCAGCACUUAUAAAUAAACGAAAUGCUUAUAAAAAAUGAUCAAGUUGAGCAUUGAUGUCAUCUUAUAAGGUUUGUGCUUAAAUGUGGUUUAGUCGCCAAGCCUGUUUAUUCAUAUAACCAAAAUCACUGGAUGUUUUGUCUUAUAUUAAAAUAUAAAGUGCAUUCACAUCUGUGAGAGAUGUUAAAUUGAACUUAAUAACAAGUUUGAUCUGCGAUCAAAUUUCUGACAGAAAAGUCACUGAAAUAGUUGCAGGACAAAAUCGGCUAACAAGUUGGUCCAAAUCUGUAUUUUACUGUACAAUAAAAAUGAAAAGAAAAAGUAAA